Catharus ustulatus (Swainson's thrush) is the source of this 2138-nucleotide messenger RNA. RefSeq names its product C-type lectin domain family 2 member D-like. The record is from RefSeq and is a predicted model, not a curated record. The coding region runs from base 570 to 1439 and encodes 289 amino acids. Lineage: Eukaryota; Metazoa; Chordata; Aves; Passeriformes; Turdidae. The transcript is spliced from 6 exons.
UCUGCCCCUCCCAUGGCUCAGCCCGCCGGGCCAGAACUCCCAGAAGCCGCUUCCUCUGGAGUUCGGUCCAUCAGGGAUUGCAGCUUUUCCUUAUUGGUUCUUUCGGGAAAGGACCGGAAUCGUCAUCGCUCCGUGCCAAACUCCGCCUCCAGAUUCUCCAAACAACCGGAACACCCUCCUCUUCUCCAGGGCUGCUUUGUCUGACACUGCAACCAAUUUCUGCCACGCCCUUGGCCGGAGCUUCUCUGUCCCGGUGCCUUCGGGCAGGGGCGGCCCCCGGAGCUCGGAGCGGCUCCAGCCCAGGCGGACUCCGAGGCGCAGCUGUCCUGUCCCCGCAUGCGGCAGCUCCCAGGCGGUGUCAGCGCCUGUCCCGGCACGGAGCUGGGCUGCAGCGGCUGCAGAGCCCGAGGGGCCGGGGCUGCGGGCACCGGAGAGCUCCCGCAGGCUGCGCUUGUGUCCGCAGGUGCUGCCGCAGCGUCCGGGCAGCGGGGACAGCGCGGGACUGAGCUGGCAGCGCCUUCCUGAGCCUCGGUGUCCCGCAGGGCCGGGACCAGCCGGGACCUGUCAUCAUGUCCCUUCCAAUGGGCCAUCUCCAUGGGCGUAAAGCUCUUUCCAUGGCCGAUCUCCGAAAGGGUUUUCCUCCACUUCUGGUUUGUCGGGAGCAUGGCGUUGAUUGUUCCAAGCACAGAGAUUCUGGCUGUGAGCUGGAGAAGAGUGAAUUCUGCUCCAUUCAUCGGCGUCUGAAGGAGCUCCUGCAUAUCCUGGAAGGACGAGCAGCCGGGCUGACACACUUGCCAGGGGCACAAGAAGCCACUUGUGAGCGUGCAGUGAGUGAAGGUGUGGAGAAUGGAAUCUGCACCUGUUAUGGAAGGCUGAGGGAGCCCCUGUGUCCCUGGUGUACAUCAGCAAGCGGCCAUGGACACAGAAGCAUCCUCAGAAGAUUGCCGGGCAAGGGGUUCAGCUGCCAUCCCGUGCUCACCUUGGUGCUGAUCCUGCUCCUGUCGCUGCUGCUGGCGUUGGCGGUGGCCUUGGCUGUGCAGUCAGCACCACAGGUUCCAGCUCCACCUGCGACUCCGCUCUUGGUUCUGGGCUGUCCCCAUGGCUGGGUUGGAUACAAUGGAGUCUGCUACUACUUCUCAAGGGAUCAGGGCACCUGGGAGCAGGGUCAGGAGCGGUGCUCCGAGCUCGGGGCCUCCCUGGCCAUUCUGAAGGAUGAGGAAAUGGAUUUGUUCUUCCGCCUCCGCGGGAACGUCGAUUACUGGGUCGGGCUGCGCAGACGGGGCGAGCACCUGCAGUGGGGGGACGGCAGCAGCUUCAGCUCCUCGGUUCCUGUCCUUGGCAAUGCCGAGUGUGUGUCCCUGGCUGACCAUAAAUUCAGGAGUGUGCCCUGCUCGAAUCCGCAGCCGUAUCUGUGCAGCAAGGCCCGAGCUCCCCUGUAACAGGGGCUGGAGAAAGGAGCUUCUCCACACUGGGCAGUCCCAGCUUCACCUGUGAGCCCAGCACAGGGCUGUCCUUUCUCAGCUGCACCCUGUGCCUUGCACUUGCUCUCAGGGUCACCUCAGUGCCUGUUCAUCCCCAGUGCCAGUGCUGGGCUGGCUAUUCAAAGGAAAAGUCUCUGCAAUCCAUCCUGCCAGCCAUGCUAGCUGGUGUGAGGGGAUUGCCCUCAUUGCACAUCAAGCUGGAAUGGGAAAUCCAAAUGGCCCUGGGCUCUUGGAAAUCAUCACCAAGAGGCUCAAGGUGAGACUUUUGGACUGUCCUUUGAAGAGGAAGAGGAAGAUGAACGGCUGACGCAUGCUGAGGAGGAAUGCCACUUUUGGCAUCAGGCACCUGUCUGUGUCUCUUUGUCCCUCUGUUACAAAGUAUCUGAUUGUUCUGCUGUGGGAAGAAAGCCAGGCUGGGGCAGGACAAGGAUUUGUCCCCCUGAGGGAGAAGCAGUGAUGUGAUGCCAGUGUACCCCCCAUCCCUGCGUGCCACGGUUUGGGAGGGAUAGAAUCAGGCAUAAAGUGAAGCCGUGGAAGGUGAGAACAACGUGAGGAAUAUGCACUUGUAGGAUCUGGCAAACUUCUCAUUCUCUUGCUGUGAUUUUCUUGAUAAUAAAUUAAAUUUAUUUCCCCUAUCCAGCCUGUUAUGCACGUGAU